This is a messenger RNA of Aethalodelphis obliquidens (Pacific white-sided dolphin), 1305 nucleotides long. RefSeq names its product endothelin 3 (gene EDN3). The record is from RefSeq and is a predicted model, not a curated record. NCBI's taxonomy places the organism in Eukaryota, Metazoa, Chordata, Mammalia, Artiodactyla, Delphinidae. Gene Ontology annotation, cellular component: extracellular region. Gene Ontology annotation, molecular function: endothelin B receptor binding; hormone activity. Gene Ontology annotation, biological process: regulation of systemic arterial blood pressure by endothelin; vein smooth muscle contraction; regulation of vasoconstriction. The transcript has 2 exons. Bases 921 to 1265 code for a protein of 114 amino acids.
AACCGACCCUCUCUCCUGUGGUGCUCAGGGCAGGAGACCAGUCUCAAGUGAGCUAGGAGCGCCUCCGACACGUGGGGUGGGAAGACCACGACUGAGAGAGGAACCUGCUUCUCACCGAAGCCACCUCCCCAGUGCAGGGGACUGUGCGGAAGUCACGGACACCCCAGGACCGCUAGCUCCACUUCUUGGUUGACUUUGUCCCUGAUUGCUGCCCAAACCCUCUGAGCUCUGAGCUCCCGGGAGAGGCGGGCAGACGCUGCCUGUUCCCGUGAGUCACGAGUGUAAAGUACGCCCAGGGCCUUGGCAGGCAGGUCUGUGCAAGGGUAAGGUGUCAUUAGGUGAACGGUGAGAAAUGCUGCUUUCCAGAGCCCCAGAGAUAAAAGAUAGGAUUCAGGCGCAGCCUUUUCUCUCUCCCACUGAGCUGCGGUGGGAGCUGCAGGGUCCGGGCAGCGACGCGGCGGGGUGGGCGCGUGAGCGUGAGUGCGCGCGUGUGCGUGUGUAUGCGAGUGUGUGCGCGCGUGGCCUUCCGGCAGCUGUCCCGGCCCCCACCCAUCGCACCCGGCCCUGUGGCUGGCCGGCUCCCCCGCGCCUGCGAGGCGACCCCCGUGCGCCCCGGGUUCAAAGGCCCUGCGCGGCAGCUCCAGCCCCUCCGGGGGGCGGGGAGGCGAGGGGGGUGGUGCGGGAAGCAGAAGAGCCGGAGCCCACAGCCGGCCAGACCUGCGCCGGGAUGGGUAGCGCGCUCUGAAGUUCGAGACCGUCGCAGCCAACUCCUGGCCGCAGCCCGGGACGCAGCCAGCCAGUGGUCGGCCUCGAAGACCGCCUAGCCGGAGGGCGAGGCCCGCCGUGCCCGGCACGAGCCCCCUUUCACGGCCACAGGCGUUCGUCCUCCGGCCCGGUGCUCCCGCGGCCGAUCGGGGUUCAUGGAGCUGCGGUUGUGGUUCCUUUUCGGGCUCGCAGUGACCUCUGCCGCAGGAUUGGUGCCUCGCCCCCAGCCUGGGGACGCUGGCAGGAGCGGCGAGCCCCGGGCCCCCUCUGCCGCCACAUCGGAGGGGGACGCAGAGGAGACUGUGGCCACAACAGCAGUGCGCGGUCCAAGCCCCAGAAGCCCUGGGCAGGAGGAGGGACCUGGUCGGUUUGGGGAGCAGGCGGCCAAGGGGGGCCCCGUGCACCACCGAGCCCGGCGCUGUACAUGUUUCACCUACAAGGACAAAGAGUGUGUCUACUAUUGCCACCUGGACAUCAUCUGGAUCAACACUCCUGAGUGAGUCAGCCCUGGGGGCGGGGGCUCCUGGGCCAGGCCCCUCU